This is a messenger RNA of Closterium sp. Naga37s-1, 597 nucleotides long. The record is from the annotation of a GenBank genome assembly. NCBI's taxonomy places the organism in Eukaryota, Viridiplantae, Streptophyta, Zygnematophyceae, Desmidiales, Closteriaceae.
AUGCUGCUGCGCGGGUACUACUCGGACGACACGGAGAAUGCGGCGCUCGUGGUGGACUGCAAGGCCGUGCACACGUGGAUCAAGGAGCUGGGUAUCGUGUGGUUCGCCAACGGCGCCGACCACAAGGUGCGGCUGGCGGCGCGCGGCGGCAAGCAGCAGGAGCGCGGCGAGGGCUUCAUGAAGGCGAUCGAGAUCGACGGCGAGGAGAUCCCGAUGAUGAGCGUGGGCGACGAGGUGACGACGGAGGGCGGGCUGACUCUGAGGUUGGCGGCUCUGGAGAAGGAGGGCCCGUAUGACGUGGACUACUACACGCUCAACAUCAACGGGCUCCUGGAGCACACCGACGAUGUGCACGGCGUGCUCGGCCAGACGUACCGCCCCGACCACGCGGCGCGCGCCGCCGACUUCCAGCGUCUGAUCGCGAACCUGCACCGUCCGAUCUCGGCUGACAGCGAGGAGGGCGCUGGGUUCCUGGACGGUACUCCGCGGCUGUACGAGUCGAGCUCCGUGCUGUCCGUGGACUGCGUGCAAACCGAGUACCACCGCGACAAGCAGCUCAGCCCCGUCGAGGAGUUCCCAAGGGAGCCCCUCAACUAA